This is a messenger RNA of Maniola jurtina (meadow brown), 2634 nucleotides long. RefSeq lists its product as uncharacterized. The transcript has 3 exons. Lineage: Eukaryota; Metazoa; Arthropoda; Insecta; Lepidoptera; Nymphalidae. The record is from RefSeq and is a predicted model, not a curated record. Bases 174 to 2009 code for a protein of 611 amino acids.
CCGUCGUUUUGCACCUGCCGUGUUUAUAAGCGUAGAUUAACAAUAAAAUUAUGAAUGAAAAGUGUUGAAUUGAUCGAAAAUUCUUUGUUUGAUGAACCAAAAUAUACAUAUUUUAUUAUUGUAUGUCAAUAAUUUCGGAGUUUAAGUGUUAACCUCGCUUUAAAUAGCAUGCCAUGGAAUCAGUAGACAAUAACAAAUUUGAAGUGAAAUCAUCUAAAAGAAAAAUAGAGACUGGGCCGAAUGUGUAUCUGAACCCCGCAUUAGAUCUGCUUGUAAACGAGGACCCCAUGUGCAACACAGCCAUGGAAAUCACUGCUAUCAAGAAACGCAAGCGGACUAAAAGUGAUAUUGCUGCUUUUGAAAAUACUGCUUUAGAUCUAGGCAUCAGCCGAGCAGCAGUCAAUGAGUUUUUGCAGCGUGAACUUGAAAACGUGCGCAAGAAUAUAAAACAUUAUGAAACUCCUGUUACACCCGAAAAUAAUGAAUCUAUGCAAACUCCUACUAAACCUACUGAAUCUAUGCAAACUCCUACAGAACCUAUUUAUGCUAAUUUAACUGAUUUAAAUGGACAAACUAUUAAUUUACCUGAAAAUCCUGUAUGUCUAAAUGUACAAAAUAAUACAUCAAAUGAAACUGUGUCUAUGAAUUCAGAAAGUUCAAGAGAAGAUAACUUUGAAAGUUUAAAUGAAAAUAUAAUUGGAACAGAAGUGAAUGAUAAAUUUGUACUGCAUGAUACUGAUAUAGAAAUGGAUUCGGGAAUCUCAGGUGUUGAUCAAAAAUCUUUAAAUCCACAUGUCAGUGGACUAGUCGCUAACGACAUAUCAGCCAUAACAAACACAACUAACAUACAAGCAAACGUAACAAACCAAAUAUUUAUGAAUAACAGUAACCUAAGUCUAAGCUUCAUAGAUAGACUCGCUAUCGAUUCCCCAGGAACCUCAAACCAAUCAUUAUAUUUUGAUGAUGACUUAAACGAAAGUAACAUUAUGGAAAUUAAAACUAUAACAAUAAUUACCAAAAAAAAACUUGUUAAUAAUAAACUUGAAAAUAAGAAAAACACUAAUCCAUUUUUAAAUCCUAAUCUAAACGUUGAAGAUGUACCAGUAACUGAAAAUCCUUUUAUCGACAAUCAAGACUUAUCCAGACCAGAAUUAGAAUAUAAUAUUGAAGAUUUUAGUAGACCUCACGGAAAUGUGGGACCAGUUCAUAAUUUAGUACCAAGACAACUGUUUACAAAUGAAACAAACAGCACAAUAUCGACUGUCAACGAAUCAGCCAUGAAUAUGAACCCUGAAUAUGAAAACAUAGAUAGUUAUAGGUCCGAAAGUCCUAUAUACGAAAAUAUAGGCGAAGAUUUACCAGAUUCCAUGUACAAUAAGCAAAGUAAAAUUCUAGGCUGUGACGUAUCACAAUUCAGUGCUAUCGAUAUCAUGAACUUGAAUAGAAACAGCCAAAUAAAUAAGUCAAACGAAUCAAAUGAUAGCAAGAAAGAUUUAAAACACUCACUACUUAAAGCGAGUAAUAAGUUUUCAAAGAAAGUUUUUAAAACAUUGAAAAAGAAAUUCAAAGGUGAGAAGGUAGAACAUAAUGUGACUUUAAAUCCUUAUGAAGUGCCGCGAAAAAUGCCUAAGGAAAAAAUUGAGAAAAAGGAUGCUUCUGGGAUAGAAAACCCUGCAUUAAAUUUGGAUAACUCAGAUGAAAUAGAAAUCGAAGAAAUAGAUGCCGAACAUGAAUACGAAACGAUAAAAACUAUUAGAAAUACGCGUUUAAAUACAAAUGUUACACCUCUAAAAGAAAAGGUUGAGGAUAAUUUCGAUGUUUCUAACAAAAGUUAUACGCCGGGCAAAAAAGUUAGGUUCGACUCGACUUUGAAUAGAGAGAAGAUAAUAACUGGGAAUAGUUUUGACUAUGAUAUCCAAAGUCCGGGGUUUGAUGCGAAAAUCGAUAAAUAUCACGAUGAAUUGGAAAACUGUAUCAAUGAAAAAAAGUUUAUACAGCAAAAUAUGUAGUAAUGUAGUACCUACUCAUACAUUUUUAUGAACUCAUUUCUGUAGAUCAGAAAAUAAUCUAUUUUUAAUUUAUUUGAAUUUGUUUCUAAGACUGGCUCACUUUAGAGAGAGGGAGAGAGGCAUAAGAGCGAUGGAAAGAGAGGUGUUUAUAAAAUUUAAAGCCGCAGCAUUCUGCGAGCUGAAUUGCUCCUUAUUGCGUUGUAACAAGAGUCACUAUUUACUAUACUACGUUUUUGCGAAGUGAUCCUGUGCCUGUAAGUUACUAUUAUGUAUUUUUUCUAUGGUAUAAGUUUGUACAUAAAAGAUAGGUAUAAGUUUAUAAUUUUUAUUAUUAUAUAAUUUUAUUUAAGUUGCACAAUUUUUUUCAAUAAAGUACCUAAGCACUUUUUUUAGUUCAAUGAAAUGUUUCAUGUCAGUAUUGCGAAAAUGAAUAUUGUGAUUUUUUAAAGAUAAUCCCAAAGCAUAAUAAUUUCCAAAGAUCGCAUGCAUACCUACAAUAAAUUGUUGUAUGUUUUUUAUGUAAAAGUAAGGACGAAGUUCAACAGUAUUUAUUUAUUUAAAUUAUUAUAAUAUUGUGAUAAACAAACCUUGCCAAAUAAAUGCACUUAAGCAACAUUAAAUUUUC